Pseudozyma hubeiensis SY62 is the source of this 1326-nucleotide messenger RNA. RefSeq lists its product as hypothetical. Gene Ontology annotation, cellular component: nucleus; cyclin-dependent protein kinase holoenzyme complex. Gene Ontology annotation, biological process: regulation of cyclin-dependent protein serine/threonine kinase activity. Lineage: Eukaryota; Fungi; Basidiomycota; Ustilaginomycetes; Ustilaginales; Ustilaginaceae. Gene Ontology annotation, molecular function: protein kinase binding; cyclin-dependent protein serine/threonine kinase regulator activity. The transcript has a single exon. The record is from RefSeq and is a predicted model, not a curated record. The coding region runs from base 1 to 1326 and encodes 441 amino acids.
AUGCACGCAGCAUCGCUUUCUCACGCUUCCACUUCAGCACACAACGCAUCGGCUGCGCCGAACCCCACAUCAGCCUCGGUACAGCCAGCAACGAUAUCAGCAGCACCGCACACUGCGCCGUCAAUAUCGGCAACCAGCUCCGACAUCAAGGUGCUGCCAUACCUCUUCGACGACGCACAGCUCGACGACGUGCUCGUCCUCGUCGUCGACAUGCUCGUCAGGCUCACCGACCACAACGAUUCGCUUCCACUCCAUCCCUCCGCCCUUACACGUUUCCACUCGCGAGCUACACCCAACAUCUCGCUCUCGGCCUACCUGCGUCGAAUCGCAAAGUACACCUCAAUCGAAAAGUGCUGCGUGCUCAUCUUGCUCGUCUACAUCGACCGCGUCUGCGAACGCCUCGAAGGCUUCACCAUCUGCGGCUUGACCGUGCACCGUUUCAUCUGCGCUGCCAUCCUCUGCGCGUCCAAAGCGCUCUGCGACGCAUUCAACACCAACGAGCACUACGCCAAAGUUGGAGGUAUCAGUCUGCAGGAGAUCAAUCUGUUGGAGAAGGAGUUCCUGCAGAUCAUCGAUUGGAGGCUGAUCUGCGGGGGAGCAGAGUUGCAGCACUACUACGCGAGCUUGGUACGGAAUCACAAGGACUAUGUGCUGGAUGAGCCAAAGCACGCGCAGCAGCAAGAGCGGGUCCCGACGGGGAUGGACAUUGACACUGUGGAGGGAGACGGGAUUGGUAGCGCGAACGUCAACGCGAGUCCAGUUGGAAAAAGCGGGAUUGCACCACCAGUAUUGACGGGAGUGGCGGCGACCGCCCAAGCAGCAAGUACCCACGCUACGCCAGCGAUAGGCACCAGUCAACACAGCUCUCCCUUUCCCAUCAGCAGCAGCAACAGCAAUAGCAGCACCAGCCACAGUCCCUUCACCCCUUCUUCCGCUCACAUCAACGGAACUGGCGGCCUCGGCGCUGUUGUCCCGAGCAGCUCAUCGUCUGGUAGCAGCGGUCGGCGAGCAGGAAUCGCAGCAUCGUCGCUGUCAACAUCCACGAGUCCGACCUCUGCGAUGCAAGUCGAUCCCGCGACGGCCACGACUUUGCACCCAGCAUCAGCAGGAACAGCGACGAGCAGACGGAGGAAAGACGAGCAUCGCACACCUCCUUCUCCGCGGAGUCAGUCGCACACGUCCGGCACUGCACCCAGUGCCGGUGGCAGCAUCGAUGCGCUACAUGGCAACGGUCACGCUUCGUCUGCGCAUCUGCAUUCCGCCGAUGCGGCCAAUGCGAACGUUGAUGCUUUCAAACGCACGCGGUUCGAUGGACCGCAACAAUAG